Molecule: messenger RNA, 1599 nt
Organism: Oikopleura dioica
Lineage: Eukaryota; Metazoa; Chordata; Appendicularia; Copelata; Oikopleuridae
Source: the annotation of a GenBank genome assembly
AUGAGAGCCUUGCAGGUCCUUUUUGGGUUAAUACCUUUCUUGUAUGCGAAAAGACCAAACAUAGUGUUCAUUCUAACAGAUGAUCUCGACGUAGCGAUGGGCGGUAUGACGCCGCUAGAAAAGACUCGAAGAUUGCUCGGCGAAGCCGGUGCGACCUUUUCAAAUGCUUUUGCUUCAACUCCAAUUUGCUGCCCGAGCAGAAGUACAAUCUUAUCAGGCCGUUAUCAGCACAACACAAAGGUCUUGAACAAUACUGUCGAUGGAAAUUGCUCCUCCCAAGCCUGGCAGGAUAAUAUUGAACCAAGUACAAUUGGCGCAAGAUUACAGCCGCUUGGAUACAAAACCUUCUACGCUGGAAAAUAUUUGAAUAUGUAUGGGCUCAAGAGAAGUCCUGGAGGAGUAGGGCAUGUUCCGAAGGGAUGGGAUAGCUGGAAUGCCUUGGUUGGAAAUUCUAGAUAUUAUAAUUACUCGAUUUCCCGAAAUGGCAAAGAAGAGAAGCACGGCGACGACUUCAAUAAAGACUAUCUUACCAACUUGGUUGCCAACGACUCCGUUGCUUUUAUUAAUUCCAUGAAGGCCGACACACCAUUUUUUAUGAUAGUAGCUCCACCAGCUCCUCAUGAGCCUUGGGACUCGGAUCCUAAGUACGCUGAUCUUUAUCAAAACCUCACUGCUCCGAGAGACAACCAACAGUGGAAUAUUCAUCGGGCAGAUGCUCAUUGGGUCGUAAGAAACGUUCCCAAUCCAAUGUCGGAAACAUCGACAAAGUGGUCCGACAACGCGUACAGAUCACGCUGGAGAUGUCUCAAAUCCGUCGACGAUUUGGUGGAGUCAAUCAUGAAUGCGUUGAAUGAAACUCAAAUGCUCGAUGACACCUACAUAAUGUUCUCCUCUGACCACGGCUACCACACUGGACAAUUCUCACUUCCGUACGACAAACGUCAACCAUACGAGUUCGACCUUCGAAUUCCAUUGCUCAUUCGAGGGCCGAAUGUCAAGCCUAAUUCUACGAUUCCCUAUCCAGUCAGCACUGUUGAUUUUGCUCCGACUAUCCUCGACUUGGCAAAUCAGAAUUCGAAGAAACUUCGAUUCGAGGAUACGAAUUUUGAUGGUGAAAGCUUCAAGACGCUCCUAAAUGGUUCUGUUGACACGAGUUGGCGCCAAAACCUUCUGAUUGAAUAUCAUGGCGAAGGGUUGAACGACCCAGCAACUGUUUACAACUGCCCUGGUCUUGGUCCUGGAGUUUCGGAGUGCGUACCGGAUUGUGUCUGCGAUGAUGCUUCCAAUAACACUUUUGCUUGUGUUCGAAGACAAAUUUACUCAGAAAAUCUUAACCUUACUGACGAUCUUGUUUAUUGCGAAUUUGUCGACAAAGAAAACUUCAUCGAAGUUUACAACUUGAUUGAAGAUCCUGCACAGCUUAAAAAUUUGAGAGGAACGCUGGAUCCCACGAUGCUUGAGGAUUUAAAUAUGCAGCUUAUUGAAUUAUCAAGUUGCACUGGCGAAGAAUGUUCAACCCUUGAUGUUCCUCCCUUUCGAGUCGACUUUGACCGAACUCAUGAAAAAGAAGAAACAAUUCAAAACGAUCAUAUUUUCUAA